AAAUCGCACACGCAUCUUCUUUGACGUCGUCGCUUGAACUAGUGAUGCCAGGUUCGCAAAAUGCCGCACAAUGUGCGUCUGUGGACACGACACUGGCGCCAACAGCACUACAUUGGGGCUACCGCUGAAGCAUCCUCAGCAUCAUUCGUGAUCCCUUUUUUACUUGAAAAACGGACCAAGGAUGCCCUCAAGGAUGCUAACGCGGUAGCUCUAAAUACAGGCAAAAGCAGCGGAAUUCAUCUCUGCGCUUACUGCAGGUGGCAUGCCAGCAGCCCAAGCCACGCAAACGGGCAUGUUUCAAGCGAUGGUGCGCUUGACGCUAGAAAAAUGUGCGAGUCAUGGUUGCUCGGUUGUAACUCCGUACGAGAUCGGUCUGCUUGAGG
Molecule: messenger RNA, 383 nt
Organism: Amoebophrya sp. A25
Lineage: Eukaryota; Dinophyceae; Syndiniales; Amoebophryaceae
Source: the annotation of a GenBank genome assembly